Messenger RNA from Musca domestica (house fly), 1744 nucleotides. RefSeq names its product rRNA methyltransferase 3, mitochondrial-like. Gene Ontology annotation, biological process: RNA processing. The coding region runs from base 206 to 1483 and encodes 425 amino acids. The record is from RefSeq and is a predicted model, not a curated record. Gene Ontology annotation, molecular function: RNA methyltransferase activity; RNA binding. NCBI's taxonomy places the organism in Eukaryota, Metazoa, Arthropoda, Insecta, Diptera, Muscidae. The transcript is spliced from 2 exons.
CAAAUUAAAUACAUAUUAAUUUAUUUAUAUAAAACCCUUAAAUCAAAAAAUGCUAUUAAAAAGAAUAGCCCUCGUUACACGCUUUGCGCUUUCAUUGAAUCUCAACUAAUAUCGCCCUGUCAAUUGUCACAUAACUCAUUUCUAGGUUAGGUUAGGAUUGUUGCAAUCUAUUGUUUAUUUUUCAUUUAAAGUGUUAUCAAUUAAAAUGUUAGCAAAUCUUUUAAAAUCUUUGACAAGUAAACCACAAGCCCGUUAUACUUACGAACUUUGCAGACAAUUAUGCUCCCCGAGCAAUAAAGAGCAGCAGUAUGCCGAUAAAAGUAAACGGGAAGAGGAUGAUGCCUUAAAGAUUGAAGCCAAUCUAUUUGAACAGGCUUCCAUCCGAUAUGAACCGGUAACGGCGGAAGAAGUUUUACGUAAAAACGUAAAACAAAAAUUACUGAAAACCCACCAGGAGCAACAUCCAAGUCCUAAAUUUGUACAGAAAGCCCAUAAGCAGUUUGUGAAAAAAUCACGACAGGAACGUGAAUCGAAAUCCCGAUUAAUAGAUGACAAAGAAUUGGGUUUGGAGUAUUUAAAAUUAGAUCUCAAUGAUCCAAGGCUGGGCACAUUGAUGAUAUCGGCGCGAUCGAAGAAACGCCGUGACAAGGAUGGGCAAAUUGUCAUAGAAGGCAGACGUUUGAUCUUGGAAGCAUUGGAAUGCGGAUUAAAGUUGAAUGCAAUUAUUUUCAGUCAAAAAGAAGAAUUGGUCGACAUAAAGGAGCCACUGCAAAAAGCCUUGCAGCGAAAUCCCCAGUGUAAAAUCUACAAAGUACCACAUCAUGAUUUAAAAACAUGGUCCACUUUAACGACCCCACCUGGAGUUAUGACCCUAUUCCAAAGACCUUCACUGGAGUAUAUCGUAAGGAAAUCUUCGGAUAAUUCGGAUCCCCUGCCCUUGACGGUGGUUUGUGAUAAUAUUCGUGAACCAAAUAACUUGGGCAGCAUUAUUCGUACCUGUGCCGCGUUGCCAUGCUUUCAGAUUGUCGUGACAAAGGGCUGUUGUGAUCCAUGGGAAUCGAAAGCUUUACGCGGUGGUUGUGGUGGCCAUUUUCGUGUACCCAUACGUGAUGAUGUUAGCUGGGAAAAUGUACCGCUAAUGAUACCGCCCGAAAUGGCGGAAAACUCCUGUGUAUUUAUAGCCGAAAACAAUAAAGCCAAGUUAAGGGAUAACAAUGUGGAUGCUAUUGACUAUUCACAGGUUGAGAAAACCGGAGCACAUAAUGUUGUGGUAAUUGGCGGUGAAAGUCAUGGUGUGAGCAGUGAAGCAUACAGAUUUAUGUCCACGGUUGGUGAUCGAGGAAAAUGCCUUAACAUACCCUUGGCCGAGGGUUUUGAUAGUCUGAAUGUUGCCUCGGCUCUUACUCUAAUUUUAUAUGAGUUACGUAAAAACAUUCUUCAACAAGAUCAACCUAUCUCCUCUUCUACGUCAGCACAGGCUUAAUGUUUUAAUGUAUCAACACUCCAUUUUGGAUUUUUUGAGACUUGUAAUUCUUUAUUAUGAAUUUGUUGUUAAUGAGUUUCGAUUUUUCGAAAUGCUUUAAAAAUGAAAAAAAAAGCAAAAAAAAUUGAAAGGCAAGGCAAAUAAAUCAAAGCAAAGAAAACAAAAGGAAGAAAAUAAAGAAAUAAGAUUAAACAAAAAAUUAAAAAAUAACACAGUUUUUUCUUUCUUUUUUUUUCAAUGUAAACUAAAAAUUAUUAUAAA